AUGAGCAGCAUGACGAGUGCAACGCAACGUCUUCAACCUAAGCGUCAAACUCUUGAUGAAGCCUAUGCACCGCCAGCAAAUUUUCUGGAGAUUGAAGUCGUUAAUCCAAUCACUCAUGGCGUCGGCAAGAUGCGUUAUACGGACUACGAAAUUAGGCUACGGUCCAACUUGCCGGUGUUUAAACAGAAGGAAUCAAGUGUGCGCCGACGAUACAGCGAUUUCGACUGGCUUCGUGGUGAACUAGAAAGGGAUAGCAAGAUUGUUGUCCCUCCACUUCCGUCAAAGUCGUUGAAGAGGCAGCUUCCAUUCCGUUCCGAUGACGGAAUAUUCGAAGAGGAGUUUAUCGAAAAUCGUAGAAAGGGCUUAGAAAUCUUCAUAAAUAAAGUUGCUGGACAUCCGUUAGCACAAAACGAGCGCUCAUUGCAUAUCUUCUUGCAAGAACCGAUGAUCGAUAGGAAUUACGUGCCUGGUAAGAUUAGGCCAACAUGA
Molecule: messenger RNA, 489 nt
Organism: Angiostrongylus costaricensis
Lineage: Eukaryota; Metazoa; Nematoda; Chromadorea; Rhabditida; Metastrongylidae
Source: the annotation of a GenBank genome assembly